This is a messenger RNA of Falco peregrinus (peregrine falcon), 3088 nucleotides long. RefSeq names its product golgi transport 1B (gene GOLT1B). Gene Ontology annotation, cellular component: endoplasmic reticulum; membrane. The coding region runs from base 133 to 549 and encodes 138 amino acids. Lineage: Eukaryota; Metazoa; Chordata; Aves; Falconiformes; Falconidae. The transcript has 5 exons. The record is from RefSeq and is a predicted model, not a curated record. Gene Ontology annotation, biological process: retrograde transport, endosome to Golgi; endoplasmic reticulum to Golgi vesicle-mediated transport.
CUCCAAUCGGCGGUCCCCUUUCACCCGGCGGCGAGGCGAAGGGGGCUGCGUGUUUCCGGAAGACGUGGCCGUUGCAGCCGCUGCUUCUCUGCUCUGCGCCCGCCGCCCUCCGCUCCCGUCCCCGCCGCCACCAUGAUCUCCCUCUCUGACACCCAGAAGAUUGGAAUGGGACUAACAGGCUUUGGAGUGUUUUUCCUUUUCUUUGGAAUGAUACUCUUCUUUGACAAAGCUCUUUUGGCUAUUGGAAAUGUUUUAUUUGUGGCUGGCUUGUCUUUUGUUAUCGGUUUAGAAAGAACAUUUAGAUUCUUCUUUCAAAAACACAAAAUGAAAGCAACAGGCUUUUUCCUGGGUGGUGUGCUCAUAGUUCUCAUUGGUUGGCCUUUAAUAGGAAUGAUCCUUGAAAUUUAUGGGUUCUUCCUAUUAUUCAGGGGGUUCUUUCCUGUGGUGGUCGGCUUUAUUAGAAGAGUUCCAGUUCUUGGAUAUCUCUUGAAUUUACCCGGUAUAAGCUCGCUUGUAGAUAAAGUUGGAGAAAGCAACAACAUGGUAUAAUGCCAAGAGGGCAGAAGACUGAUUCUAAACUUACUGUAUUAUUUAUAAAAUCCUUUUGAAGAAUACUCAGCACAAAGAUUAAGUUGUGUACAAAGGAAAAGCUUGUUACAUUCUUUACAUAACAGUUUAAUUUAAAAUGUAUAGUCAACAUUAUACAUUAGAAAAGAAGCUCAGCAAGUAUGCUUCUAGAAAGUAACUCCAGAGUUCAGGAAGUAAACUGAAGAGGUGACAGUCGCAGAAUAACCCAUGUUACAACUGUUGAAGACUAUUGUUGGUUUUGGAAAACAUUCUAGAGGCAAUGAGCCCUUGUGGAAUUAACGGUGCCUGUACUUUACCUCCUUAUUUUGAAGGUGCAGUAGAGCAAACAGGCUUACAUUUUCAAGGGUGACCCAAACUUAUCCAACCCUCUGCUUGCUAUUCUGAGAGUGCAAAAAGAAAAAAACCAAACCACCACAAACAGAAAACUUCUUGUGUAACAAGAGAUACGUCUUUGCAUGAAGGUUAAGAUGACUAUUCAUCUUCAAGUCUAUUAUGACAAAAAAAUAAGGAAACCCUACACGGUUCUGUUGUAAACAUUUUUGUAAAUAUGUGGCUGAAAUAAAACAUUGUUAUCUUAAUGUUUCAAAGCCAAAUGUAAGUUGAUUGUAUUUGCCUUCCAUUUUGGAAUAUGCAAAAGGUCAAUCUUUAACUUCAGUCUUAAAUGUUGGUUCUGAACAUGUAGGACUCCACAGGAAACUGGAAACUGACUUGCACUCCUUCCAGUUUGUUCUCCUGGAGUCAUGUUACGUGCAUCCAGAUGAGAAUGUAGCCCCCUGUCACUAACAUGAAAACUUUCAAAUAUGCUUAGUUCACAAAAAAAUGCAUUUGGUUAAGGUGCUGAUGUGUGAAGCCUGUGAAAUGUAUCUUAUCAGAAUCUGAACCUUUGUUUUUAAACAGUUUGAAACCAAGGUUUCUUUAUUUACUCUGGAACCACAAAUUGACUUAUUUUUUACAGUAAUAAAAGGAAAACUUAAAGUUCUGUGUGUGAGUCUCUGGGGAGAAAUUCGAGCUAAUGGGGCUAACUAAAUAUCAAGUGCCAAUCUCCUUAUGUAACUUGUUGCUUGGGUUAUCUUCAUAUAACUUAAAACUUCAAUCAAUCACAGCAACAACUUUGCUGUUAGUUAGUUUCUCGGCUAACCUGGAAUAAAUGUCCCCUACUAAUGCAAGGGUUGUGUUUCUGCAUCUAUUGGAAUGGUAAACAUCAUGCACUUUCAGUAGGUUUAGUAUGUAGUGUCCUUGCCUAACAAAACAUGAUAAUUAAGUAAAUUGUAUUUGUGCAGGCUUUGGGGGGGUUCUCUUGUAUUUAACUUUCUUUUCCCUUAAAUUUAAUCCUAAAAAGGUUAUCAAAAUGCAAUGUUAGUAUUUCAAGUAGCUAGGUGGUCUUAAAGGUUUAGUGACUGGUGGGUUUUGGUUGGGGUUUUUCCCCUUUAUUAUGCAGUUAAAAUUGGUAUUCUCCAAAAUAACUUCUAAGUUAAGAAGAAUCCAUGUAUACCAUGGUUUAUUUUCAUUACAACUGUGUAAAUAGCCACAAUCUACUAUUCCCAAGGUUUAAUUUGCUUCCUUCUCAAACAGGCACAAAAUGAUUCAGAGAAAAAAGUCAUUAUAUUUUCAAUGAAUAGCAUCUGAAAAAUCAGCGGGUUUAUUUUAUAAAUGACAAAAAACAGCUGUGUUUGCCUGUUGGCAUGUGUAUUAUAGUUUACAGACAGGACUAAAUAUGACUUGUGGCUUCUACCUCAAGAAAUAAGCCAAUUUUAACUGCUCCUGUAGGACUGUUGUGUGUUAAAAUGACUAGAGAAUAACACUACAGCAGUUUAGCAAAUUCGUUUGCUUUGGUAGAGCACUGGUCUGUACUAUGGGAAUCAAGUACUGUUUAAAGUAGACAGUGUUCAUCAUUUACAUUCAAAGUCAGCUACCUGAAGAAUUUUGUUCUUGUCUUUUGAAAAGUACUGUGAUGGGCAAGGUGGAUUGCACCACACGACUGUGGAGCUCUGACUGAAAGAAAAAUUGCUGGGUAAGUUGAAGUAUCUUCAUCGACAAAAAAGCUGGUGAUGUCUUUCAGAGGUGAUGAAUGUGUUGCUGUCUAUGAUCUUUUAGCCCUUUGAAAUGCCGGGAUUAGGCAGUUCAUCUCACUUGUAUUUAAUCCAUUGUUUUAAAUCAAAAGUCAAUUUUUGUCAGAUGUGAACUGUUGUGAAAAGAGUCUGAGGGAACAAAAUUGUAUGUUGAAUUUAGCAUAGUCUUUAUCCCUCAAGGUAAUGUUGUCUUUGAGACAGUUUUGCAGAGAUACAUGUGGGUGGCAGCAAAGGUCAAAAUAACUUAGCCUUAAAGUGUUUCUGUCAUUGUAAAAAUAUCUCGUAACAGAAACAUGCUUGGAACAUUUCCCCUUUUAAAUGUAAUUUAUAAUUGCUGCUUUAAAAAUCAUAAGGAUGGACCUUAUUCUGAGAAAAUGAACACUGUAAAUAUCCUUGUCAUACCUUGAAUAAAUGGGUACCUUUUUCUAUAA